Solenopsis invicta (red fire ant) is the source of this 7800-nucleotide messenger RNA. RefSeq lists its product as uncharacterized. Gene Ontology annotation, biological process: DNA replication. The transcript has 2 exons. The coding region runs from base 4139 to 5980 and encodes 613 amino acids. NCBI's taxonomy places the organism in Eukaryota, Metazoa, Arthropoda, Insecta, Hymenoptera, Formicidae. Gene Ontology annotation, molecular function: nucleotide binding; DNA binding; DNA-directed DNA polymerase activity. The record is from RefSeq and is a predicted model, not a curated record.
CGUAAAUAACAAUAAUUAUUAUUAUUAAGUAGCAAAUAUACCUAAAAAGUUAUAUAAUGUACCAAGUUAUAUACUUACUUGAUAACUUUUUGGGCGGUGUAAGUUCUGUAAAUCGUUGUUAGCUCGAGAAAAAUAAUGUGGAAUUCUUGCUCGGCAAAUAUCGGAUAUUUUAUAUUUACUUCGUUACAAAUCUGUUUUUCAAGAAUACUACGUACAGUUUUAAUAAAAUGCUUUACGGAAUGUAAAUCCAUUUUAAAAUCAUUUUUUGACACUUCUAUAUUUAUCCGCUUGAUUAAAAUAUCUUUACAAUAAUUGACGCAUUCAGUGAUUGCUUCAAGUUUUUUCAAGCGUUCAUUAAUGCAUACACAUAUUUCUUUAAGAUUAUCAAAAGUGUUUUUUUGGAUUAUUAUUGCCCAGGGGUUAAAUUUUCUUCUCUUUUUUGCAGCAUCUUGACGAUUUUGUAUAUCAAGCUCUUCCCUGCAGUAGUUUUGCAAACCCUCAAUAAUUAUAGAUCGUUGACCAUAUGAAAUUGUGAAUAGUAGUAAGAAAUCUUCUUUUAUAAAUUGCUGAUCACGCAUUUUCUCAGCCACGUCAUCAGUCGUAUCAAAAUAUUCGGAUAUAGUGUUAAAAUCUUUCUGGAAAUUAUACCAGGUAUUUGUUUUAAAUGACACGCCAAUAAAAUCUUUUCCGAUUAAACGAGCCGCUGGAUAUAAAUCGCCACUUUGUUCAUCUUCUUCAAAUCCGAUAAUUACUUUCUUACCAAAAGAAAGAUUUAAUUUAUAUAUUGUAGAUAGAAGAAGUUGUUUCUCUACAAAUUUGCACGAAUUACUUGUUUCACAUGAUUCGGAAUUGGUACAGCUGCUAUCCGUUUUUCGUUUUGCCAUGUCGUUAGUCACUGUACAAUAUAUCGCAAGGUACUUAUUAGCUUAAUUAACAAACGUCUAAUGAACCCUGUGCUGUCAAUCUUAUACACUGAAGAUUAGUGCAAUAGUGAGGCAGAAGGAUUACCUAUAAAUCUUAAUAUACCAUAGUGCCGCAAAUCCGGACUCCCCAAAGUUAACACAUAAAGACAAACACAUGCCCGCGUUAGGUAAUAUGAAACCGCCUGCUACACGUCUCGCGAUAAAAAACGAGUAUUCCAUACCAUUAUUACGUCAUCGUUUGGGCUUGUACAUCAUGUGUGAAACAAAGCAGCGUUUUUAUUUAAUAGAUAGACAAAUAACAAAUAAACGAUAAUAAAAACGUUAAUAUUAGAAUUUAUUUAAAACCGUUAAUAAUAUAAUAUCUUUUCCUUAUAUCCUGUAUUAUAUUAUUAAAUGAUAAAUUCUAUCCUUAAUCUAAUUUAUUUUAUUAUCUAUCUAACUAUUUAUCUAGUUAGUUAUUAAAAAACGCUGCAUCAGAUAUAAUUGACACCAUUCACUCUAUCGCUCAGGAUGCUGAGACAGCGGCUGAGACUGAGGUGUAGGGAAGAGGGCACCGAUAGAUGUGUCGGUGGAAGUGAAUGAAUAGCCUGAGAAGGAAGAAUCUAUUUUAUUACUAUUAUUGUUUCCGUGUUACAAAAAAUGUAUUCAGAUAUAAAACUUUAUACAGCCCGUUCCGGAGAUGUCUGCGAUGUCUUGUCAUCAAAAAACUAACGAGUAGAAAUCCUGAGAAUCAGCUGAUGCUGCAGAAAUCUUAUAACUCGUUAGAGAGCAUUUUGUAACAUUUAGUAUAUCGAGAACUUUGAGCGAAUAAAGUUCUGCGUUAAAAUGAAUCUCCGCGAAAUAAUAAUUAAAGUACAGAGUGUUUUAAUACCGCGCUCUUCGUAUUUAUGCCGUGUUUGUAAUAGAGCCUGGUGUACACAUUUACGGAGUGAUUCACGACAAACUUUAUUAAAAAAAUUUAAAUUUUUAAUAAAUCACACCACUUUACGUAAUAUUAUAAAAUGUUAAUCGCGGAUUGUUCUCUGGUGAUCGUGACAUCCUACAUAUUAUUUAUAACGAAAUUGUGCGACGUGGCUUACACAAUAUGACUUACGUUAAAAAUAUUGUAUCCAGAUAUGAUGAACGACGUAGUAAGUAUAACAAAUUUGCAGAAGUUGGCUGCAAUUCGCUCAUCUAAACGUAUCAAGAGAGCGGAGGGAAGAGAGUAAUCGAAAUAAUAGAUAUUACAUUUUAUUAGACAUACAAGAGAUACUAGCGAAUGACGAGGACGAUACAUUUCUAAUUGAGUGUAUCGAGCAAUUUGAAACCUGUAUUUCAACCACGAACCCUAACAAUAACGAAUUAAUCGGUGAAAAUAGUAUCACUGAUAACACUGCUAACACUACCGAUAUUACGAAUAAUACUGGUACGAUUAAUGAGGAAAACAAACACGAUAUAAAUAAUGAUCGUGACAACUCUAAUGAAUUUUUAAUGGAGGGUGGAGGUUGGAUGUGGCAGGAAUUUCUAAAACUUCCUCAACCAACGGCGUUAGAAACGAUACAGAGUGGUUACGUUAAUGAAAAACCAUUUGACGCUGUACAAGAUGUCGGCUUAAUUAAUAACGCCGUUUACGCUGAUAAUAAUAAUGGUAUGAAGUUUCAAUUUUUAUUGCUGAGUAUAUAAAAUUAGUUAUAUCUAACAAGCUUCUAAUGAUAUUGGGUGGGUAUGGUCAGAGUUUCCACGGUUUUCUCAGGAAUUAUCGUUGGAAAUGGAACGGGACGUUGAUGCUAUACAGAGUAUCUCUAUGGUUAGACCCGUGACAAUACAGACAAAUUGUUGGAAAUGGUGCAGAACGAUGAUGAUAUACAAGGCACCUCUUUAGUGGAGUCUACGACAAUAACAGACGAGGUCACCGAUACUAAUAACGGUAUAUCAUCAAUGCAAGUGGAGUGUGGUCGCUCUACUGCUGUAGAAGUGGGGGAAAAAGAAGAGUCGCACGAGAUUAGGAGAGAAGACGUGAUAGAUGUGGAUCCUAUUGAAGAAAGAGACGCGUUACAACACGCUCAAAAUGAAGUCGGAGACCCAAUAACAUUUAAUAUAUCGAACGAGAACUAACGCUAUUUCCAACGGUUUGAUGCGAUCGUGAAAUAACGCUCGUUAUUUGUCAGGCUCCAGAGGCUAUCGAUUCAUUAAUGUGGCUGGAUAAAGUACUUGUAGAAAUACACGCAUAUCUUACAAAUUCGAGUGAUCCUAACGAUUACAUAGGUAUAACAUUUACAGCCGAUACUUUUUCACUUGGUCCAAUGUGGUUAUCUUUCCGUUAUGUAACCCACCAAUGUGGUUAUCUUUCCGCGAUUUUCAAUAUAUAGACUUAUGGGCACUAGUGAGCCGAGCCGCACAAAGCAAUACAAAUUUUUGUAUUAACGAUAGCUGUACGAUAACAUGUUGUGUAAUACGUGGAGUAAACGGAUGUUCGCGAAGAAAAUUAACCCAUGAUAAUGUGGCAAAACGGUCGAUAUUAACGAUAACAAAUACCGAUAAUUUAUGCCUCCCACGUUCAUUAGUAACAGCUUUGGCAUAUGCAGAACGCGGUGAAAUUCGUUCGGGUGAGUUACAUCGUUAUUGGAUGGCUAUACGUUUGGCUAGGGGUAAACUACAAAAAGAAAAGGCGCUCGAGCUUGUAAGAAAUGCUAAAAUAGAUAUACCGCCUAAUGGUUGCUCUAUAUCGGAGUUAGAGUAUUUUCAAAAAUAUUUAGCAAACUCGGGUGUAGCUAUAGUUGUAUACGAGGUUGAAACGCUAGGGCAUGGUGGAGAGCCUUUAUAUGAUGGGACGGCUUAUGUAAUAAAUUCAUUCACCAGCGUCGUACAUACGCUGCGUGUUCUAUAUUAUUGAAGAUUACACCAUUUUGAGCCGAUUCUAAAUUUACGCGCCGCUGUAGGAAAUAGGGGUUUUUGCGUGUUUUGCAAUGUAGCGUAUACUAGAAUAAGCGAUCAUAAAUGUUCGCGCAAAUGUAAUCGUUGUAUGGGCCAACCACCGUGUAUAAUAACCGCAAAUCCCCGUAUUAAAUGUAAUUCUUGUAAACGCUCUUUUUAUAACAACGAUUGUUUUCAACAGCAUUUAAAAAACCCGUACGACGACACAAAUAAGAGAAAAAAAAAUAAAAAAAGUGUUUGCAAUACAUUAAAAAUAUGUGACACGUGCUCAAGAUUUAUUACAAUAGAUAAAAAAAGGGAACAUGAUUGUAACGCAAAACAACGCGGUGUAUUGCAAAACAUGUAAAGAUUUUUGUCAUAUUAACCAUUUAUGCUAUAUACAGCCUAUAAAACAAACUACCGAUAAACGACCAAAAAUAUUGUUUUUAUUUUAUGAUUUUGAAACACAACAAAACACGCGCAUUAGAGGGGAUGAUAAAAAACGUGCACAUGUACCAAAUUUAUGUGUUGUGCAACAAACAUGUACUUAUUGUUUAGAAGAUAAUGAUGAUGAUAUGACAAAAGUAUGUCAAUAUUGCGGUAUACGUGAAUAUGUAUUUGAUCAAGACUCUGUAAAGCAACUUGUUGAUUUAGCUACAAAGCCACUACGCUCGUUUAGUCGUACAAUUUGUAUUGCCCAUAAUGCGAAAGUUUUUGAUGCUCAAUUUAUUUUGAGACAUUUUGCUACGAGAGGCGGUGUAAAUGAGAUGCCGUCAAUAAUACUAAAUAGUACAAAUAUCGUUAUAAUGACGAUAGGGCACACGACAUUUCUCGAUAGUUUAAAUUAUCUUCAUAUGCCAUUAAGUGCUUUACCAAAAGCUUUUGAACUUAACGGUUGUACUACAAAAGGUAUAUUCCCACAUUUAUUUAAUACACCUGAAAAUCAAAAUUAUAUAGGACCGUUACCAGAUUUGAAAUAUUAUUUAAGUUGUUAUAUGCAAAAUAAUGAGCGCGAACGGUUUUUAUCUUGGUUUACUAAAGCAAAACAAUUAAAUUAUAUAUUUGAUUUUAAAAAAGAAAUCGUACAUUAUUGUAAAAAUGAUGUGACGAUAUUACGUAAAGCCUGCUUAGCUUUUCGUAAAAUGUUUAUUAAAUGUGGUAAGGUUUGCCCUUUCGAGGAAAGUAUCACAAUAGCAUCAGCCUAUUCACGCGUUUAUCGUAAAAAUUUUCUUCAAAAAAAUAAAAUUGGUAUUAUACCAACGGGCGGUUAUCGUUGGGGUCAAAAUCAAUCGCGUAAAGCUGUUUCUUGGUUGAUUUGGACAGAGCGCGAAUUGGGUCGUGUUAUAGCUCACGCUGGACAUGGUCGUGAGACACGAUUACCCGAAGGUGUUUUAGUUGACGGUUAUUAUGAAGAAAUCAAUAACGGCGUGACGAUUAAUCAUGUUUUGCAAUUCCACGGCUGUUAUUGGCAUGGCUGUACCCGGUGCUACACUGUAAAUAGAAACCAAGGAAUCGGUAAUACAAUGGAUGCCCGUUUAGAACGUACUCAGUUUAUUACAGCAAAAAUUAUAGCUGCUGGAUAUGUUUUAACAGAAAUGUGGGAGUGCGAUUAUGAACGUAUUUUAAAAUCUAGAGAAGAUAUGCGUAUGUUUUUAAAAAAUUAUCCAGCUAUAUCUCAGCCUGCGUUAAAUCCCCGCGAUGUUUUUUACGGUGGUCGUACAGAGAACAUGGUGUCUCUUUACGAUGUAAAGGAUAAUGAGAAGAUACAUUAUGUCGAUGUAUGUUCUCUUUACCCAUAUAUUUGUAAAACAGGUAUAUUUCCUGUAGGACAUCCGAAAAUAUAUGUCGGUGAAGAGUGUCACGAAUUAACGGGUCCUACAGGUGUCGAAAUUGAUAAAAUAGAAGGACUCGUUUAUUGUUCAAUAUUACCACCGCGUACGCUUUAUCAUCCUGUAUUACCGGUGCGUAUGCAUGGUAAAUUAAUGUUUGCUUUAUGUCGUACAUGUUGCGAAAAUAUGUGUCAAACAGCGUGUACACACGAGAAUGUUGCCGAUCGCGAAUUCACCGGUACGUGGGUAGUACAAGAAAUACACAAAGCUGUAAGUGUUGGUUAUAAGCUUGUAAAUAUUUAUGAAAUUUGGGUAAUACGAGGUAACGCAAUAUAAUCCCCAAUCUAAGGAGGGUGGUCACUUCACAGAAUACAUUAAUACUUUUUUAAAAAUUAAGCAAGAAGCUAGCGGUUGGCCUUCCGAUUGCACCGAUGAAGAGUCAAAAAAACGAUACAUAAAGGAAUAUGAGCGAGCGGAGGGUAUUAAAUUAGAUCCUGAAAAAAUAUGUAUCAAUCUUGGUCUCCGAGCUGUUUCAAAACUAUGUUUGAAUUCUUUUUGGGGAAAAUUUGGUCAACGUGAGAAUCUACCUAAAGUUGAAAUUGUAACAACGCGUAAAAGAUUAAUACAACUGCUUUCUAGUAACGAAAUUGAUGUUACAAGUAUAUUACCUGUUAAUGACGAUGUUUUAUAUGUUGGUUAUGUAUAUACAGAUGAAAAUUUAACGCCAUCCGCUCUAACAAAUGUUGUGAUAGCUGCAUACACGACAACUCAAGCGCGUUUAAAAUUAUAUGAAUAUCUCGAGCGCCUCGGAGGUAGGGCUUUAUAUUGCGAUACCGAUUCAUGUAUAUACGUAAGCAAUAAUUCUCAGAACGCUUAUGAACCACCAACAGGUAAAUUGUUGGGUGACUUGACGAAUGAAUUAGCGUGCUACGGUGAGGGUAGUUACAUUAAAUCUUUUGUUUCGGCUGGCCCGAAAUUUUACGCAUUUCUUGUACGUAAACCCGAUGGUAGUACCGUAGAAAUUUGCAAAGCUAAAGGUAUAACUCUUAAUUUUGCAAACAAUAAAUUAAUCAACUAUUAUUCCGUCAGAUAACUCGUUAUAGUUAAAGGAGAUACGUCGAUAACACUUCAUUUUGACUCUAUCAAACGUACGGAGCUUCAUAACGUAAUAACGAGUACAGAGAGUAAAACAUGUAAGCAGACAUUUGAUAAACGAAGACGGUAUGGGCCUUAUGGGUCGUUACCAUACGGUCAUUGUAACUUAUAAUUAUUUGUUAUAUAAUUGUAUUUUUGAGCUUUUGAAUAAAAUAUCUAUGUAUUAUCAGAAGUUUAUCGAUUUUUCUAAUAUUUACCUGUAUUACGAUAUAAAAGUUUUUAAGUAAAAACAUCAGCCAUCGAGCGUUAUUCGUAAAAAUGGAUACACGGUGGAAACACCCUUGGACCUCUAUGAUCUGCGGUCCCACAGGCUGUGGUAAAAUCUUUUUUGUGAAAAAAUUUUUUCGGAAUAUGAAUUUUAUGAGUAAUACCAAGUUUGACCGCGUAUUAUUUUACUAUUCAGAAUGGCAAUCAGGUUACACCAAAUAUGGUGAUAAUGUCGAAUUUCGUGAAGGUCUACCGCGAAAUGAUGAUCCACGGCCAAAGCUUAUUGUUAUUGAUGAUCUCAUGCGCGAAGCAUCUGAUAACAGUGUUAUAGAUUUAUUCAUGAAAGGGAGUCAUCAUAAAAAUCUUAGUGUCAUUUUUAUUACACAAAAUUUAUUUCACCAAGGACGUGGUAUGCGCGAUAUUUCAUUAAAUGCUAAUUAUAUAGUUGUGUUUAAAAACCUAAGAGAUCGGGCCCAAAUACAGCAUUUAGCGCGCCAAGUUUACCCUGAAAAUACACGGUUCUUAUGGGAGGUAUAUAACGAUGCGACUACACCAGCACACGGUUAUUUAUUACUUGAUUUAAAGUAAUCCACACCGGAGAGUUGUCGUUUUCGCACCCAUAUAUUUCCUGAUGAUAAGUACCAACAUGUUUAUAUACCACGUAAAAAACUAAAAGACAGGAGUACCGCACAGGAAAUACCAAUAAUACGUAUCUAAUACUUUUACAAAAUUUAUCUGAUAUAUAGAUGUGUUUUUUAAUGUGCUUAAAUACGAUCAUGAAUUCAAAUUUUGUC